CUCGAUCCCAUUCGGCUCAUUAGGACGUAAAUACAUAGGUUCAACCUUUGAGUAGGAAGAAGCUUACGGACUUACAGCUCAUUGACGACCGUCUUGCGAGGGUUCUUCUACAGCUACCCCAGCAGGUUAAUCAUGUCUGCCCUGGAAGACGAUACCAAAGCCGGCCUUGCCCCUCGGGGUCUGGUUUUCACGAACCUCCUCACCCCGGAUGUAGACAACCUCUUCUCAGUUUUCAGAGACGCUUACGAACGCCGCAAUAACCCAUCAGGAAUGGUCAAUUUUGGUGUGGCGGAGAAUAGCCUGCUGCGCGAGGAGCUCGUGCGCUACUUUAACACCGUUGGUCUCCAGCUUUCCAGCAAGGAGCUUGCGUACAACGGUCGGUUUACGACGAGCCAGAAGCUAGUCGAAGCGCUUGCAAAUCUCUACAACCAUUAUCCAGAUGGCUACGCGAAUCGCAAUGAUUGGGCAGACCGAAAGCCGCUCGUGCCCGUGAAGCCCGACCACAUCCACGUUGGCUCUGGCGCCGGAGCUGUCCUCAACAGUCUCGCAUGGACCCUGUGUGAAAAGGGGGAGGGGGUACUGCUCAGUUUGCCGUACUACAACGGUUUCCUGUACGAUUUCACGUUCAAGGCUGAGGCGACGCUCGUUAAAGUCAAGCUACCAAUACCGGAAGCUGGCAAGAGCAGCCAUGAUCAAGCAUGGCUCAAGCCGGAUACCGUUCAGUCCUAUGAACUGGCGCUACUAGACGCCAAGGAGAAAGGGAUCAAGACUAGGGUGUUGCUUUAUUGCAAUCCACACAACCCCACAGGUCAAAUCAUGCCUCGCGAGAUGACGAUCGAGCUGCUCAAACUGGCAGCGAAGUAUGACCUGCACUUCAUCUCAGACGAAAUUUACUCGCGUUCCGUCUACGAGCCCUCACCCGCGAGCCCUGCUCCGCCUCAGUUCCAUUCCGUUCUGUCGAUCGACACUCUCGCCGUCGCUGGUUUGCAUCCAUCGCGUGUGCAUGUCGUCAGCUCCGCUUCGAAAGACUUUUCCGCGAAUGGGUUCCGGCAAGGCGUGUGCAUCUCCCAAGCAAACUCUGCUCUGCUACGAGCCCUCAACAUGCAGAAUUUGCCAUCGCAGUCCUCGACGAUUGCCGGAAAUUUAUGGGCGAAUUGGCUGCAGGAUACAGAGUACCUCGAGUGGUACUUGGAGGAAAAUACACGGAGGCUCGCCGUCGCUUGCUCGCACACACAAAGGUGGCUACAAGUACACGACAUUCGGUUCGUCACCUCCAAUGCAGGGCACUUUUUCUUAGUCGACUUCAGGCGUUUUCUGGGCGGCGUGAAUGCCGAAGUCAGCUCUGACAGCUCCUUCGAUGAGAUCGAAGACGCGCGGAAAGCAGAAGCUGACCUCGCUGGGCGGCUCAUCAAGGGAAAAGUCUUUGUAGCUCCUGGAGGGCAGUACGAGCAUCCCGUGCCGGGAUGGUUCCGUUUCACGUAUUCUGCAGAGCCGCACGCCUUGCUUGAAGGCAUGGAACGUGUCGAAAAUGUGCUCGGUCUGCCGGCCAAAGCGAAGGAGUUCGGAUUGUUGGAUUUGGAGGGUGGCGCGAAACAACCGCCGAAGCGCGGACUGGACGCAAAGACCGCAACAGAAUCACAGGGAGAGGGAGCAAAGGAGGCGCUAGAGGACUCGAACGACUCGCACAAGGGAAGCGCGCACACCUCAAGGUCCCACACCGUGGCCUAUCCUACGCUGCUCUCUUCAGCAGAACAGCCGCGGAAGUCGAAGCGCAGUUUGUUUCAACGUUUGCUUAGCUUAGCUUUGCGUGAUGUCAUUUGGAACUAACUAUGCUUCAGAAGCACAGGGACACAUGCGAUUCCUGUCGUGUGCCGCAUACCCUCCUCAAGCUCUCUCUGCCACGGCGCCCGAUGUCCUAUAAAUGGAAUACAUACUAUGCG
This is a messenger RNA of Tilletiaria anomala UBC 951, 1940 nucleotides long. RefSeq names its product PLP-dependent transferase. NCBI's taxonomy places the organism in Eukaryota, Fungi, Basidiomycota, Exobasidiomycetes, Georgefischeriales, Tilletiariaceae. Gene Ontology annotation, biological process: amino acid metabolic process; biosynthetic process. Gene Ontology annotation, molecular function: pyridoxal phosphate binding; transaminase activity. The record is from RefSeq and is a predicted model, not a curated record. Bases 133 to 1827 code for a protein of 564 amino acids. The transcript is spliced from 3 exons.